This is a messenger RNA of Hibiscus syriacus, 1301 nucleotides long. Its product is annotated as guanine nucleotide-binding protein subunit beta-like protein. Gene Ontology annotation, biological process: rescue of stalled cytosolic ribosome; positive regulation of protein phosphorylation. Gene Ontology annotation, cellular component: cytosol; nucleus. The transcript is spliced from 2 exons. NCBI's taxonomy places the organism in Eukaryota, Viridiplantae, Streptophyta, Magnoliopsida, Malvales, Malvaceae. The record is from RefSeq and is a predicted model, not a curated record. Bases 75 to 1055 code for a protein of 326 amino acids. Gene Ontology annotation, molecular function: ribosome binding; translation regulator activity; protein kinase C binding.
UAUCCUUUAGAACUCUCUAGUCUCUCAUUUUGAAAACCCUAAUAGCCGCCAUCGCCUCCCAAACGCCUUGGAAAAUGGCCGGUGAAGGAUUAGUUCUCCGUGGCACCAUGCGCGCCCAUACGGACAUGGUGACCGCCAUUGCCACUCCCAUCGAUAACUCCGACAUGAUCGUCACCUCCUCACGCGACAAAUCCAUCAUCCUUUGGCACAUAACAAAGGACGAAAAGAACUACGGCGUCGCCCGUCGUCGUCUCACUGGUCACUCUCACUUCGUACAAGACGUUGUACUCUCUUCCGAUUCUCAAUUCGCUCUCUCCGGUUCCUGGGAUGGUGAGCUUCGUCUCUGGGACUUAACUGCCGGAACCUCCACUCGUCGCUUCGUCGGCCACACCAAAGAUGUUCUUUCUGUUGCAUUUUCCAUUGACAAUCGUCAGAUUGUUUCGGCUUCUCGCGAUCGUACUAUCAAGCUUUGGAAUACGCUUGGAGAGUGCAAAUACACAAUUCAAGAAGGCGACGCUCAUACCGAUUGGGUAAGCUGCGUUCGUUUCAGCCCAAGUACUCUCCAACCCACCAUUGUUUCAGCUUCGUGGGACAAAACGGUUAAAGUUUGGAACUUGACUAACUGUAAGCUUCGUAACACAUUGGCCGGUCACUCCGGUUAUGUGAAUACGGUGGCGGUUUCUCCUGAUGGGUCUUUAUGUGCCAGUGGAGGAAAAGAUGGAGUGAUUCUAUUGUGGGAUUUGGCUGAAGGGAAGAAGCUUUACAGUCUUGAAGCGGGUUCGAUCAUUCACUCGCUUUGCUUUAGUCCUAAUAGGUAUUGGCUCUGCGCUGCCACCGAGCAGAGUAUCAAGAUCUGGGAUUUGGAGAGCAAAAGCAUUGUGGAGGACUUGAAGGUUGAUCUUAAGACUGAGGCUGAGAAGUCUGACGUCUCUGACACCGGAAACAAGAAGAAGGUGAUAUACUGCACUAGCUUGAACUGGAGUGCGGAUGGAAGCACCUUGUUUAGUGGCUACACUGAUGGUGUAAUCAGAGUUUGGGGAAUUGGUCGUUACUAGCUUGAAGUGUUAAGGCGCGAAGCUUUUGUUUCGAUGUUGGAAGGAUAUUGAGGUGUUGGUCUGGUUCACUGUUAAGUCUGAAUUAAUUGGAGUAUGUUCAUCCCAGCUUUGGUUCUUCCCUUUUAUAUCCGAAUUGAAUCCCUGAUAGAAAAUUUGAAGGGAUGCUUUUCAUCUGCUUGUUUCUCAUCAAUCGUAUUGUCAUUCUCUACUAUUUCUAGUGUUACAUCUUACUCUUUUGUUUCCUUC